Scophthalmus maximus (turbot) is the source of this 695-nucleotide messenger RNA. Its product is annotated as perforin-1. NCBI's taxonomy places the organism in Eukaryota, Metazoa, Chordata, Actinopteri, Pleuronectiformes, Scophthalmidae. Bases 162 to 572 code for a protein of 136 amino acids. The transcript has 2 exons. The record is from RefSeq and is a predicted model, not a curated record.
CUGCCAUAUUACGUAAUGCUGAGAGUGUACCAGGUUGUGUUGUCAGUGGGUUGUGGGAGGGUGAGAGGACACUGAUAGGUCUGCUGGCCUUUAAAACAUACAGAACUACACACAGUGUGGUGAGAAACAAGGCAAACAGGAGUGAAGUGUCCGGUGAAGCCAUGGCCUCCAGUCUCCCGCUCCUCCUGCUGGUGCUAUGCAGUCUGACGGUGGCUGAAGCCCAGCUCAAAUUGUUUAACCUGCGGGCGAGCAAUCUUCCCUCCAACAUCCUGGGAACCACAGACGGCUACGUCAAGGUGUUCUGUGGCCCUGCCGUUCUUGGCGAGACGUCUGUCCGCAACAACAACCCAAACCCCUGGUGGGCGGAGGAGUUCAGCCACUUCAAGGCCCAGGAGAAUGACAUCCUGAGGCUCGAGGUGCACGACAGUGACAUCAUCUUCAACGACCUGCUGGGAGUCUGCCAGAGACGGAUCAAAGUGGGAACCCAUGAGCACGACUGCUUCCUGGAGAAAGGCGGAACGCUCCAUUACUCGUAUACCCUUGGUGGUCAACAGGCUUGUUUAGAUGUGUGAGACGUGUUUUUUACAGGCAGCUUGUAUCUAAUGUCCACAUCUUGUUUUUGAUCUUAUUAAUCUUCAAUCAGAUUACCUAGAAAUAUCCAACAUGCUUUAUUAAAUAAACCCUUUACAUUUCCA